ACACAGACUCACCCAGAAAGCACAGCCCUGAUUUUGCAUGAGAAGGACCAUCAGCAGAACCUAAAAUUGUAUCAACAUUUUCUGCACAGGACAGAUUGUGGACAACUUCUUUCUUAAGGAGAGAAUGUUUAAAUUUCACCAAGUGAAACAUAUUUUUGAUAUACUAGAUAAAAUGCGAUGCCUGCGAAAACGUUCUAUGGUCUCAUUCUUGGGAGUUCUUGUCAUUUUCCUUCUGUUUAUGAACAUGUACAUUGAAGAUAGCUAUGUUAUGGAAGGAGACAAACAACUUGUAAGGGAAACAUCUACACAUCAGCUGAAUCCAGAGCGCUAUGUGCAUACUUUCAAAGAUUUAUCUAAUUUCUCAGGAGCCAUCAAUGUCACCUAUCGCUACCUAGCUGUCAUGCCUUUACAAAGGAAACGGUUUCUUACAAUUGGACUCUCAUCAGUGAGACGAAAAAAAGGAAACUAUUUACUUGAGACAAUCAAGUCAAUUUUUGAGCAAUCCAGCUACGAAGAGUUGAAGGAAAUUUCAGUGGUGGUUCAUCUAGCUGACUUUAAUUCAUCCUGGCGUGAGGUCAUGUUACAGGAUAUUACACAGAAAUUUGCCCACCAUAUUAUUGCAGGAAGAUUAAUGGUUAUACAUGCUCCAGAGGAAUAUUACCCAAUCCUGAGCGGCCUUAAAAGAAAUUACAAUGAUCCAGAAGACAGAGUGAGAUUUCGUUCCAAGCAAAAUGUAGAUUAUGCUUUUCUGCUUAAUUUUUGUGCCAAUAUUUCAGACUAUUAUGUAAUGCUUGAAGAUGAUGUUCGCUGUUCAAAAAAUUUCUUUACUGCCAUCAAGAAAGUCAUUGUAUCCUUAGAAGGAACUUACUGGGUAACCCUUGAGUUCUCUAAGCUUGGCUAUAUUGGAAAAGUUUAUCAUUCUCAUGAUCUCCCACGUUUGGCACGUUUUUUAUUAAUGUUUUAUCAAGAAAUGCCUUGUGAUUGGCUAUUGACUCAUUUCCGGGGUCUGUUGGCUCAGAAAAAUGUGAUUCGUUUUAAACCAUCUCUCUUUCAGCACAUGGGUUAUUAUUCAUCAUAUAAAGGAACUGAAAAUAAGCUGAAGGAUGAUGAUUUUGAAGAGGAGCCAUUUGACAUCCCAGAUAACCCUCCUGCAAGUCUAUACACCAACAUGAGUGUUUUUGAAAAUUAUGAUGCAAGCAAGGCUUAUAGUAGUGUUGAUGAAUACUUUUGGGGGAAAUCACCUUCAACAGGAGAUGUCUUUGUGAUUAUAUUUGAAAAUCCAAUUGUAAUCAAAAGACUUAAAGUGAAUACUGGAACAGAAGAUCGACAAAAUGACAUUUUGCAUCAUGGAGCCCUAGAUGUUGGGGGAGAUAUUAGAUAUUUUAAACAGAAUAGACAAUGUAUUACAUACAUAAGACUAGGGGAAUUCAAAAAUGGAAACUUUGAAGUAUCUGAUGUAAAUCAAAAAAUUCCAUUUGAUAUACAUUGUAUGAGGAUAUACGUUACCAAAACACAAAAGGAAUGGCUAAUUAUUAGGAGUAUCAGCAUUUGGACUUCUUAGCCAAUUAAACCAAUAUGUCCAGUUACUGAAGCAGGUCUUCCUGUUUCCUUUUUUGCUACUUUCCUUUUUUGCUCCCUUUUUCCUUUGGAGGGAAAGCAAUGGAUUGGAUAUUUAAAAUGUCAUUUUGGCAGUUUUGAUUUACACAUUGUCAGCAUACUUUUACUCUAACACACAUUUAUUUUAACUUUUGAAGUUCAGUAUCAGUUCAUAGUUAAUGCUACUUUUGUUUAUAUUUUAAUGUAUCAUGUUAUUUUCAAAAUUUCAUCUGAAUGUCAAAAAGGUGACACAAAGGAUUUAAAGUGAGAAAAUGUAGUUUGUUGGAUGGCGAAUCCUGAAAAAUAGUUGCCACUUUACGCACUUAGUCAAGAAGUGAUUUCAUUAUAUCAUCCUAGAACUUUUAUUAAGCAUCUCUGAGACUAUGCAGUUGAUUAGAGUGAUAAUCUGUUGUUGUUUUUUUUUCUUGUAAACUUAGGUUUACACAGACUUCUGUACAUCUGCAAUGAAUACCUCCUCAUAGAAGUGAUGUCUUUACAACAGAAUUUUGUGUGUAGGUGGGGUGAUUGGAAGUAAAAAAAAAAAAAACAGACUUAAAAAAUUCUUCCCCUGAUUAUUUAUAUAAAGGGGACAUUGUUCAACGUAUAAAAACUUAAAACACCUAUUGUCAAUAAAUAUUCUGUGGGAAACAGUCUUUUUCCAGUUUCCCUUUUGCAAAAAAGAGUAGUUAUGCUCAAUAUUUUCAGGUUCCAUUGGGUACCUGCAUUUAAUAGAAGAAAUUAGAGAAGGCUUGUAGUUAGUCCCUUCUUAAUGAAC
This is a messenger RNA of Hippopotamus amphibius kiboko, 2371 nucleotides long. It is a transcript of the gene MGAT4C, whose product is annotated as MGAT4 family member C. The transcript has 5 exons. The record is from RefSeq and is a predicted model, not a curated record. Gene Ontology annotation, biological process: protein N-linked glycosylation. Gene Ontology annotation, molecular function: acetylglucosaminyltransferase activity. The coding region runs from base 125 to 1561 and encodes 478 amino acids. NCBI's taxonomy places the organism in Eukaryota, Metazoa, Chordata, Mammalia, Artiodactyla, Hippopotamidae.